CCGGUUCUCCGGAAAGACGCAAAUAUUUACAAAUUCUUACUAUCUUAUUGUUUACCACUUAUGUAAUACUUGACAUGCGACCAUAUGAUGAGCUACGACAAACAACCAAAAUCAUGAUUAUAUACUUGGUCAGAAUCAUGCAAGAUGGUAACCUCACAGCCUAAACAUGUAACAAUUGACUCCGUGCUAAUGGAGGUCCUGCAGAAUGGAUAACUCAGGGUUUAUGUCGGUGAACCUUGGGGUUAACCUGGCUAGCAGUUCAGCGUCCAAUAGCGGUCAAUUUGUUCAGCAGUUGCCUGCCAUACAGCAGAUAUUUACCCAUAAUGCCACAGUUAAGCCAAAUGAUACGCCACACAAUGUAAUACAGCAAACCAUCCUUCCAGUGAGUGGACAAGCCUGUAGCCAGUCUGUAUUGGCUGGUAACCAACCCAUGCUCGCUGGAAACCAAUCUUUGAUAGCCGGGAACCAACAGAUCUUGACCCAGACUGGUUUACAGUUUCUGAGUCAUUCACCGCAAUCUGGUUUAUUUGGAGCUCAGCAGACGCUUCUAUCAGAUCAGCAACAUGCUGGACAGAUCAAUAUGGGUGGUCGAGGACUGGUUGGCAGCAGCUUCCAACUGGUUCCACGUAACUACUCCGUAGUGAACCAGUCUGUGCAGGGAACCAAUGUGGCCCUGCAUUUAAGCCCCCAACAGCUGGGCACUGGACUGGCCCCUAAUCUGUCCCCUAUAGAGCAGCAGCAACUUCUUCAACCCCAGACCUUUGACCCCGGCUUGGCAGCUCUGCAUGGCCAACAACAACAACAGGUGGCCUUCCAGAAUGCUGCGGGCCAGUUGAUGUUACAGAGCCCACCACAGCAGCAGCUGAUGUUGUCCUCCCCAGGUCAGCAGUUUACCAUCCAGAGCCCUGGACAGCACUUCAAUCUGGGUUCCCAAGCCCAGUUCCCCACUCCAGGACCAGCAAUGGCACAGUUCACUCCCCAGGGGCAGCUUUUAACUCAGACCCAGGGUGGUAACCUUCUUCUCCAGGCUCAGAAUGGCUCCAUGAUUGUACAAGGAGAGAACUUCAUACCAGGUGCAAUCAAUCAAGGAGUUUUCAUACAGAAUCCUGUCAUACAUAAUGCUAACCAACAGUUGUAUGCCUCUGCACAGAAUGUUUUGAGUAAUAACCAAAUUCAAGGGGUGUUUUCGCAGUCACCAAUGCUGACCAAUCAGAAUGUAGGAUUAAUUUCUAUCAACCAAGCGCAGCAAGGGAAAUGUUUUGGUAACCAAAUGGACAAAGUUGAAGCAAUGAACCCUGGUGUGAAUAUUUUAAACCAACAGAUGCAGCUGCUAGCUCAGAUUGCACAACACUCAUCACCAGAUAGCCAGCAACAACACCAUGUGCUCUCCAACCAAGUUAAACCUGGCCAGCAAACUAUAAACUUAGUUAACCAGUCACCAACCAUGUCAAAUAACAUAAAUCAAAACCAGUCUCUACCAAGUUUUGGACAUUUCCUCUUACAUCACCACAUGCAGAGCUUACCCCACCCAUUCCUGCAGAACCUAAGUAUAACUACAAGUUCUGCAAUCAACCCAGUAGGAGGAAAGCCUGAAAACCAAAUAGAGCCAAUUCAGGGCGUAACCGUGUCACCUGUUGAUGUGUCAAGUCUGAAUGCUCAGUUCAACAGUUGGAAUAAGGGACAGGUUCAAGGCAGAGUUAGAAAAAGAAGUGGGAGUGUACAAUCUAGUACUGUCAGUACACAUUUACCAUCAGCUGCUCCUUCCGCUGUCGCAAAGGCAGCUGUUCAGACCGCUAGUUCAACAUCAACAGUCGUACACAAGUCGUGCAAACCAGUUUCAGUCACCAAGACUACAUGUAGUGUGGCUUGUCGGACAAAUGUGGCAGUUGAUAGUGAAUGUCUUCCACCGGCAUUGUUGAAAACAUUGCCAGUGUUACCUGAGACAAAAACACUUCCACGUGAGUGUGGAACAAGCGCCGAACCCAAACCUGUCACGGUACCACAUGGCUGGCUCAGGACUGUGGAAAACAACACCGUUGUAUACUACAGUCCAACCAGUGAGAGACUGAUGUGUAAGGAUUCGGUGCGUCAGUACCUGUUAAGUGAUGGCACCUGUAAAUGUGGGCUCCAAUGUCCCCUUCAUAUGGAUGCAGUGUUCAACUUCAGGGCUGAUGUGGGCACGGCGCUACCUACAACACUAGAGGAUCACCUACCAGGCACACACUUGUGUAAAUAUCGGGCUCAGAAGUCAGUCACGUUACAGUUGGCAUUAACUGUGGGUGUGUCAUCCCAGUUGUCCCUAGCAACCAAAUCUGAUGUUUCCAUGGUUACCAGCAGUGGAAUGAUGUCACCAAGGGUCUCCAGCACCGUGCAGGAAACACACUUGGAUAACUCCAGCUCUAAAAUUCCACAAGGCAGUGAGGUGCGCGAUGACAUUGGUGUUCCAAUAAGUUCAGAACAUGUUGGAGACACAAAUAGUGUAAACCAGCCCUUGGUGUCAGAUGCAGUCUCUAGCAUGUCACACCACACAGAAUCUCAUGGACAUAGUGAUAGUGGUGAUAAACUUCCAAUGGAAUCUGAUAUUCAUACGCAGACUGGUUGUGAUGAACCUGUCAGUGUUACAAUACAGUUGUUACAGUCUGGGGAUAACCGGACUCUAAAUGUAAAUAGUGUUGAUUUACCUAGUUCUACAAAGGAGGGCAACACCCACAGUAUUAAUAUUGCGGGAAAUGAUGUUUGUGUAUCAAAUAGUAAUAGAUGUGAACAGAAUGUCUCAGAGGUGGACACUAUCUCUAAAACGCACUCGGCCAUUGCUGCAUGUCUGUCAGCACCAUCUAAUUUGGACUUACGACCACCACAUAUGUCAAGAACAUUAGACUUUAGAAAACCAUUAAAACCUUCAGAAGAUGGCUCAAACAAAGUCAGAAACACAACUGUGGGUCUGACAAGAGAAGGAACAAAAAGUGUCUCAAAACCUGUGCUAAAUAAAACAUUGUCUCCCAAAGUAAGAGAAACAUUAUCAAACAGUGGACUAGCAAAUUCAGUGACAAUAUUUCAGGGAGAUGCUGGUCCAGUGCCAGAUUUCUCCCAUAUAUCACUACCAGGUGCUGUUAAUCGUAUCUUAGACAAAGAUUCAGACUCGGAACUAAGCAUUCAAACCAUUCACCCAGGGAUUGGAGCUGUUCCCUGCCCGAGCUUAAAAUCACCAGUUGUUUCACCAAAUGUUUUCAACUCCUUCCAAGCCAAUCUAUUGGCCAAUCUUCACAAGCUCACUAGUCCCCCAAACCAGCAAGUCUUCCCUCCAGAAAUCCCCGCUUCAUCCAUCCCUCUGGCCUAUACUCACAGUGCUAUUUCCAGCAAGAAGGUUUCCCUUCCAUGUGCAUCACCAGAGCUUAGUGUUCAGCCAAUUGUUAGUCAGUUUGUUAGUCAGCAUUCCAACGGAACUGGGCAAAUAAUGGACCUUGCUUUACUGAGAGAGAAAUUGAAGGAGUAUCGAUCAGCUUCAAAAUCUGGAGAAGCUGUUAAGUUGGAAAGUGUUUAUGACAGCGAUGGACCACCCCCAAAUGUGGAUGUCAGUGUGCUUAAAGACAAAGGCCACGGGCCGAUACCUAAAGAGUUAAUAAUGAUGGCCACUAGUAAAAGCAGCUUGGCGUCUAACACUUCUGACGUCUUUAACGGCACCAUAUCUUCAACUUCCUCCAGUCCAAGACCAGAUGACUCAAAACAGAUUGAGGUGGAAACUGAUUCUCAAGCAAAUGUGAUAAGAUCAGAUUCAGCCUGUUCUGACAGACUCCCUGUCGCAAGUCCAAUAACCACGGAAAAUAACUCAAAUGCUCAAGAAGAUGGCAGUAAAAUAUGUGCCACUAACCCGCAAAUUUCAAACAAUAUUACAACUGCAACAUCAGAACAAUCAAGACAAUCCAAUAAAGCUCUUGUAGAGGCUUCUGUGAAGUCAAACAUGCUUGUUGAUGUCAACCAAUGCGCUCCAACUGCAAGUUCUCCACCCACCCCAUCAACUGUGGUGCACCACACCCCUACCCCUAUUACCUCUCUAGCUCCCACCCCCCUGACAUGUCAUCAGCUAUCCCUAAACAAGGCCAGACAGCAGACUAAGGCACAGAAAAUCCAGACACCCACAAUGUAUGAUCUGCUAAAUGACGCUAGUAUAUUGAGCCCUCUUGCGGCAAUCCUAAGCAACCCAACUAUUUGUAACGCAUUUAGGCAUAUGUUUCCUGAAGUUAUGCAAGAGGCUGUGUUAAAGUCAAUGGGUGCUUUAGAUAGCUCACCUGUCUCCAGUGAACUACCAGUAGGAGCUGCAACAGAUAUGUUACUGAAAGCUUCAGGCAAUUUUGUCCAAAGACUGCCAGGUUCGCUGCACUUUAAUGCUGAUAAACAAAUUACUACUUCAGUACCUACUGAUGCUAAUCUCUCUCAGAAAAAGUCAUUCUCAGCGCAGGAUUCUAUGAAUUCAGCAACCGGGGAGUUCCCGGCAAGUUCUUUACUUUCUGCUGCUGCUAAGGCACAGUUUUUUCAGCAACAGAACUAUCUCAAGAUGCUUAUAAACCAACAAGUACAAAUACAGCCUGACCUCGUAACUGGACAAACAGUGUUACCACAGAGCACCAUGUCUGUUAACCCAGUUUCAACAGUACAGCCUUCUGCUUCAGUUGCACAAACUAGUCCAGAUCUUACACUCUCAACAAACACUGAAAGUUUGAAAUCUGUUAAAGGUCCCUCAAAGAUAUCUGAACUUCUGAAUAGGGCGGGGCCAAUACAACAGAGCCAGUCUUCUGGUAUAACACUAGCACCAGCGCUAGUACAACAAAUUCAGCACAAACCUCGACCACCCCAGCAAUUACUGCAACCGCAGACAUCAGCCAGCAAUGCUCACAUCCAGUCACAAAAUCCUGUUUCUGCUGGUGUACAUCUUCCCAACCCUUUACCCGGUAGUCUGGUUAUAAGUCCGAGUAUGCCCUCAAGCAUGGCAGGAAAUCUCUUGAUAAGACCACAAGGACCUGAAAACCAACCAGCUUUGGCUCCAAAUGUCCUUCAGAUGUUUGCUUCAGUGGGUCUUCCAUUUCAGGCAUUCAACGUUCAAGGUCCUCAAGGUGGUAAGCCAGUCGUUUCAACGUCUGAUUUAUUGCAACUGCAAAAUCUUCUUCAGAAUUCAAACAAGCUGCAUCCAGAUGUUCCACUUCUACUUCAGAGUCAGCAGCAACAAAUGCAACACCCCAUGAACAUUCAAAAUGUGCAAAACAUGUUACCAAACAUGGGAGACCACGGGGUUAACCCAGCAAUGCUAAAUUUGGCUUCAUUGCAGCCAACAUCAAUUGGACUGCAAUUACAGAAUCAGCUGCAUUCAACUAAUGUGCAAAGGGUAUCCAUACCUCAACUCGUUUUGGGAAGUCCACCAAUUGAGAUGCCAUCAAGACAGAACCAGGCCCAAGUUCUUGGCACAGGUCAAAUAAAUCAUCCUGGUAAUGGAAUGCCUGUGAAUUUGAUCAACAUUCAUCAGAACCUGGGCAAUGGCACAAAUCUUCAAGGGAUGCCAUCACAGACUGGCAACCAGACUGGAGGAAUGGCUCAAAUGCAGAUGAACAAUACAAACAAUGUGGCCAUACAACAAAUUCAUCAGCCUAACUCGAGUCAGCCUUCGGGUCCAGUGCAUGCAAACAGUGGGCUUGCAUUUCUGCAACAGCUUCAGCACAACUUGAACUCCAUUCCUGUCCAAGUCAGCAGUGGAAACAAUCUAACAGCCAUGCAUAUUCAAGCCCUACAGCUUCAGCAACAACUACUUCAACAGCUACAGCAGGUUCAGGGUAUGCAGACUCUUAUUAACCAAUUUAAUAUACAAGGGCUCCAACCUGGAAAAAGUGUUUCAACCAGUAAAAGUCAGCUCACACCUACUACAGCAGUGGCAGUUUCUCAGUCUUUUGCGACUUCAACUUGUGUCCCUGUAGCUUCGUUAAAUACAGUUUCUACUUCUCAAGCAUUGGCUGGUAAGACAGUAGCACCAACAUCUGUGUUUAAUUCUUGCCCUGUUACUGAUGCAGCAUUGCUAGUACCUUCUGCAAAUGCAACAAGGGAGCCUACAAGAGUAAUAGCUGCAGCUGAUACAACUGAGGAAUGUAGCUCUUCUGCUAAAACUUGUGAUAUUGGAACUGAAACAGAUGCAGUAGAUGAUGAAGAUGUGAAAGAUGAAAAUGAUGAUGAGGAGGAGCCUGAAGAUGAAGAGGACUCUGAUCAAGACAUAAACGAAAAGGAAGAUUUUUCAACUGAGGAAGACAAUGAUAAAGUUUGUGAUGAUAAUGAAAAAGAUGAUGUUGAACAAUAUGAUACUGCCAGUGGUGAUACCGAUGAAAGUGCUGAAAGGCUGGAUUCUACCAAUCCUUUGUUGGCUCACCUUAGUAAUGCAGAUAGUAGGACUAUUGUUUCUGAAGGUUUUACAGAUGUUAAAGAGCUCUAUAAAGCAUCUGUAAGUUCAAAGGUAGAUGAAACAUCAGGACAAACCACAACAGUAGAACAACCAGUAAAGCCGAUCACAACCUGUCUUGCUAUAGCAACAGAGAAAGGUAAUAGGUCCAGAAAGCAGAAAUCAAGCCUUGCCAAAAGUCAGAACCUAUCCGCAGAACUGUCUAUUCCAAGUGAGGGAGAAUUGAAACUAAAAAUCAGAAAAAGACACCUAACUUUAAGCAAUAACAUUAAAGGGCCAUUCAGAAAUAGAAAAAGAAAUAGGAAAAAACAAGUACCUCACCAGUAUUUUGAAAGGAAAGAGUUACGGUCAUCUACACAGGCUGCAACUAAAGCUUCGUCUAUGUUAGCAGCUUCAACAUUAACUGAACUGAAAUCUAAAGGUGAAAAUGAAGAACCCCAAAAUGAAGCAAAUAGUGAUCAUGUGAAAGAAGUGGCUUUACAAUCUAACCAAGGUAAUGUGAAUCAUGAAGAAUACAUUUGCAAGAAAUCCUGGGAAGUUGAUAUUGAGUGUGAUUCUUCAUCAAACCAUGUGGAUGAGCUGACUGAUAACAUAGACACAGAAAAUAGUGAACAGAAUGAACUUAAGUCUAAGAUAGCAGCAGCAUUGUCGAGCCAAAAAGGUUGCUGGCUCCUGUCAAGUCCAAAAAAGAAACAAGAAGAACAGAAUAAAUCCACAUCUCUAGGAAGUGUUGAGGUCAAGCUUGGUUUGAAAGGCCUGAAGCGGUCACGGCAGAACUUUGAACAGAACACUGCAGGCACUGAUGGAAGCCAAGUGGAAGAUGCAGAUCAGGAAACGGGCAGCCCUGUAACCUCAUUCAGCCCUGGUGACCUUGUGUGGGGUCAAAUACGAGGUUUUCCCUCCUGGCCUGGAAAACUGGUCUAUAGUGAUGACAAACAUGGACUGGUGCCGGAUGAUGGAAAGGUGUUGGUCCGUUGGUUUGGAGACAACACUGUGACCCAGGUGGAGCCAGAAAAACUGAAGACCCUCUCUCAGGGCCUUGAGGCCCACCACAGGGCAAGGAAAAAACACAGAAGGGGCCGAAAGAUGAACAGCCAUCUGGAACAAGCCAUCCAGCAAGCCAUGAUUGAACUGGACAGACAGACGAACAGUGGAGAGGCGGACGGGCAGACAAACACAACAGGGAUGGAAGGAAAUACAUCUAAGGCUUAAGUCACCAAAUAGAGAAACCUACAAACAGGUUGCCCAUAUAAAAUCCAACAAAUUAAAAUAAAAAUGUCAUUCUGUUUGCAUUUUAAACACGGUGUCUUUACAGUACAGCGUUAUAAAAGCAGUUAACCCCAUAUAUUCAAGUCAUUACUGCCAUUGACUUCCAGGGUUUACAGUCCGGGAUGAAAGUUCAAAUUGUUCACACUGCACUGUUUUCUUUGUAUUAUACAGAGAAUUAGAAGAACGAGGUAGAAUAAAUGAAAAUGUUAAAAUGAAAUUUGUUUAAGAAUGGUUUUUAGGAAGCUUAUUUUUACUUUUGUUGGCGUCAGUUUUGCAUCAUGUUAUUUGUGAAAUAUUGUUCAAAAAUUGUUUCGGGUAAAAUUGAAGAUCAUGUAUUUGGAACACCCUUGUUGGUGUACCCCUUGUUGGGUAUGGUGAUAUCAUGUACAAGUUGAAGCAUUAUGAUUGUUCAUGCUACAUGUUUGUGUUCUUUGAAUAAGGUCAUGUUGAUUUUUGUGUUUAAUAGGCAUUUUGAUCUCUGAACAAAAUUCAUAAGAAAAUGACAGAGGUUGUUCAAGACUUGAUUUUUUCCCCAUGUUUUCUUUAUGAUGUUUUGUGAAAUAUUGUCACAGAAUUUAUUUAUUGUCACAGAAUUUAUUUAGUUUAGCAGAAAUGUUUGUCGUUAAGUGUUCUUUAUAAGGAUUUGUUAUUGAACCAUAUUUACUACAUAUGUUUUUGUUUAAGACAAUGAGAUUUUUAAUUCAUGAAAUGGUGAGGCAUAAGUGCUAGAAAUACUAGAAUAAUAAUGUCAUGUAGUUGCUACAUGACUCCAUGGCUGUUAACAUUGCAUUGCAUGAUUGUAUGUUUAAUACUGACAGAGAUGGCCCUUCUUUAUUUGUGGUAUUCGAGGUUUUAAGAGGUUUUUCGGGGUUACAUGGGAGUGAUACAUGGUAUGCUGAAAAGUCAAAAUUAGGUUGUAUUUGGUCCACAGACUCUCACAUGCCUGAAUCCUAGUUGUAAUAUAGAAUUGGGGUUAAUUAUAAGAGUUAAUUUGUACAAAUGAGGGGAUGGGGGCUAUAUCCUCAAUGUAAAAUACAUGAAGUGAAGUACGUCGAGAGACAUGAACUUCCAUACAUCAGAGGAGAACUUCCAAUAUGGAUGUCAAGGAAGUUCAUACUUCCAGUUUCAAAUUCUUAAUGGAAACCCAGGGUCACCAUACUCUCUUGUUUUCUUCCAUUUGUCAAAUAAUAAUGCAACAAUUCAAAUGGCAGAAGUUUAUAAGGAAUUGUUCAGAUAAAUGUUUGUUGUUUUUGUCUUUUUACAUUCAUUCUUUUAUGACAUGUCGUUUAUAUAUUAUGGAGCGAUAUUUUACGGACUUGAACCAGUCCUAAAUGAGGUUGUGCAAAAUUGGAAUUAAUAUCUUAAUUUUACUUAUAUAGUGUUCAUUUAUAUUUUAUUUGUAAAUACAUGUGUAUUUCAGUGUUAUAUACUGAUUGCUUGUUUCUCAGAUUCGUGCCAUAUUGUUCAUUGCUGUUAUAUUUUCCGCAAAUUGUUAAUGGUCUGUAGUUAAAAUGACGAAAUACACCAUACCAAGAUAUUACUAUAUUUUAAAUUGUUUCUCGUUUUAUGAAGUUGAUCUGAUUUGUUGUGUUGUGUUUAACCUAAACUACUCGUAGCUUAAUCUAUUGCAUAAUGGUUAUAUAUAUCAGGAAUAUGGUUUGCCACAAUUUUUUAUAAAAAAAAAUUUGUUUCUUCAAAUUCAAAUAAUAGAUAUAAAACGGUUUUAUAAUAGUUUCCUAUCAACAACUUCCAUAAUGUCACUUCAAUGCUCACUGUUGACGUCUUGUUGUGUAAAUAAGCAUAGUUUAUAUUCAUGUUACAUGUUACUGUUACAGUUUGUAUGCAAAAUUGUACAUUGUGAUGUCUCCGAAAUCAAAACCUGCGCUCUAGUGUACGGAGCUGAUCUCGUCACCUUAGUGCAAUAACUCAAUAUCUGCUUCUAUUUCUAUAUGCAGUAAUUGAGUUAUUGCACUGAGGUGACGAUCUAUUUGUGCUAUAACUUUGCUUCCUUAAAUUAUUACAAUAAUUAUUCUUAAACAAACACUGAGCAUACAAAUAAAUGAAAAUAACAUUUACAUUUAGACAAUUGUACAGUUGUAAAGAAAACAUUUUUGCUCGGACAUUUGCAUGUAGGAACAGUAGGAAUUACCUUAAAUAUAAGACUUUGGAAACAAUUCCAAAAGAAAGUUAGAGCCCCUUUACCCUGCUUUGGGCAUGAACCCCUCAUACUUAGGCCGAUUCCUGGCUAUCGUUCAUGUUUUACAAGUAUCAGCUGUUAGAACCUGUGAUUUUAAAAUUCAAAAUUAAAAGGAAUCAUGUUUUUUUGCUCCACAUACUGACAGCAAAUAGUCACCUUUUUGUCUGUUCUUCUGUCAAAUGGAUUCACCCUUGAGGGGAGAAUAACUUAAAAACUAUGAUGGAAUUUCAAUGAAAUUUAAAACGUAGACAGAGGGCAGUAUGUACAAGUUUGUGUGCACGAACCAUAAUCCUAGCAUCAGUCAUUGUUGAAUUAUCUCCCCAUUUCUCUUUUACAAAAUGCAUUAAUAAAGAAGGUGCUUGUGCAGACCACAAAAAGGCGCUAAGGCCACUGUUUUUUUUAUUCUACAUUUUACAAACCCGCCCCUUGAGAAAUAAAAAAAUAGGAAAAAAAUAAUUGAAAAUUCUACUUUUUUUUAUUUCCAAUGCUGUGAUUUGGAAUCACAUCUCUCAAAAUUAAAUUAAAAUUAAGUGUGCAAAAGCUUCAAUUCUGCCUUCCAUGUUCACUAAACUCCCCUUUACCAUAUUUUCAUACAUAUUUUUUGUCUGCAGCUUGACUCGAAUGUCUUAGUUAUUCACUUUAAACUUAGAUCAAUCUAAUUUCAGAGAAGUGCAGUUCACAGGAACGAGUACUCCGUAUGUGGUAUUUUUAGAAUGAUUGCCCUGUGUUCAUUUUAUAUUUGUUUUUUUCGUCGGGAGCAUAACUCUUAAAGUCUUUGUGGUGUUGACUUCAUGUUAGAUUUAUUGCCCUUUGUACAUUUUUUAAGCAUGAAGUCUUUGUUGUAAAAACCUCAAACUUUAUACACAGACAAUUAGGAAGACUGCAGUGAAUUAAAAACAUAACUGUUGUUAGUAUUUUAACAAUAAAUGCCCUCAGUUUAUUUAUAAACUUAUUUUUUGUAUGGAGCGUGUUCUUAUGACUUCCCUGGCUAAGGUAACAAACAUUAAAGAUUCUUCUUUACUUAUUUUGCCUGAGAAAUUGUCCAAUAUGCACUUCUUUCCAAAUUCUUCAUGUCUGCUAUAGUAAUUGUGAAUUGGCUUCACAGCGUUUCCAUGAGAGCUCAUGUCUUCUGGUGCAUAUAAUAUUUAAUUUCCAUCAAAGGGUGGUAUCUGUUCAACUUUUUGUAUAUAUAUUGAGUGAAACAGUGAAAAUUGUUUAUUUCCUUAUUUGUAUAUUUGAAAUGUUUAUAUGAGGUAGAUUUCUUAAAUGCUUGUCUGUGCAAUAAAUCCUAUAUUCCUACAAAAAAUGAUUGUAAUAUUUUUUCUCUAUUUUUGAGAAUGUCUGUUGUGCUGCUAUUCCGUUUUUACUCAGUGCUUCAUUGUUCUUAUAAACUUUGCAUUCUUGUGUUUGGAAUUUGUGUUCAAAAAAUUGAAUAUUGUUGUAAGCUUGUCCACUACUUUUGUUCUGAUGAAAAAAUAGGUAUUGUCAUGUCAUAGGUGCCUGCAGAGAAAUGGAAAGAACUUUAUUCAAAAACUGUGCAAGAUAUUCAUAUGAAAUUUAGAAUUUAGCACUAACGUUUACAUUUGGAACUCCUUGGCCAUUUUCCAACGAAAACAACCUCGGAUGUAUGCUGGUACAUCACAAGAAGUAGUUUGUUUAAUUAAAAGAUAGUAUUAAUUAAUAAGUUUAACAGCUAAAUUUAAAUUACGUGAUCAACUUGCAGUGAAGUUAAAUGUAAACAUUUCUGACAUGUAAACCGUCCAUAUACAUCCGAGGUUGUUUUCGAUGGAAACUGUUUAGAUUGACAUUUUACUUCCUUAUGAUUUGCUAGGCCCAUCAAUUUAUCUAGCGUAAUUGUUGAGUGAUUCCCCUUGUAUGAUUGAGAAUAAUGGACGAGCACUGCCAUCUACCUUCGCUGCUCUAGCUCACUUCAUGUUGAAAAUGGCUUGAUAUAUGUUGGGAAAUAAUGCUGGGGAUUUGUUCAUAUGUCUUUGCAGUAUACAAAACAUGUAUAUAUUUUUAUUUACUUGAAUAGAUGGACAUUGGAGUUGCUUGAAAAAUGAUGAUUCAGUUUGGUAAAUUAUGUUACCUGAUUUGAGAAUAUGUGUUGAAAAACCCGGUGGAGAUGUUUUAGAAUGAUUGGAUCGAACCUAGGGAGUAAAAUACAAAUAUUGCUUGUUUACUUUGAAAAUGCCUGAAUUGUUGAUUGAUAUAUAUUAUAUGUAGUAACAUACUAUGCGAAGUGCUAUAUUAUUUCUCUCAUUUUAAAGAGAAUUUAUUUUUUUGCAACUUAAAUGUUUGUUUUUUUCAUAAGUAGCUGAAAAAAAGUAGCUGAAAAAAGUAUUUGUAUUUUAUCAGGGCUUACUCAAUAUUUUUAAAGGUCUCAAAGUACAUGUGUACACAUAUUGAUUUAUAACGAUUAUAAUACCAAUUUUUCAAAGGUAUCUGCCUAUUUAUAUACAUUAAACGUUUCCUUGUUUUAAAUUAUGGUGUUAUUUUAUUCUUAACAUGGGUAUUUUACUUUUAUAUUGGAUUUGGAAAAUUUUGCUUUUAUAAAGAGAUGGAUAUUUUUUGUCAUAAGACAUCAGUGGGUAUUCAGUAGACACUAUUGUAAUGGGUGCUCACACUGCAAGCUUGAUACCCUAUUUAAGAGGCAUUUAUUUGUGUUCAAAGAAAUGUCAGUUGAGUUUUUAAUUAACACCAUUGUUGUGCCAUAGAUAUAUGUGUGAAAUAUUUUCAAUACUAACUGUAUGUUUGAGCUUAUAAAGGCUUAUAUGACGUUGUUUAAAUCUCCACAUACCAAUAAAAAUCACAACCCAG
Messenger RNA from Mya arenaria, 12719 nucleotides. RefSeq lists its product as uncharacterized. The transcript has 11 exons. Lineage: Eukaryota; Metazoa; Mollusca; Bivalvia; Myida; Myidae. Gene Ontology annotation, molecular function: DNA binding; chromatin binding. The coding region runs from base 206 to 7645 and encodes 2479 amino acids. The record is from RefSeq and is a predicted model, not a curated record. Gene Ontology annotation, cellular component: chromocenter; nucleus.